Messenger RNA from Boleophthalmus pectinirostris (great blue-spotted mudskipper), 3828 nucleotides. Its product is annotated as protein phosphatase 1 regulatory subunit 12A. Gene Ontology annotation, molecular function: protein kinase binding; phosphatase regulator activity; enzyme inhibitor activity. Lineage: Eukaryota; Metazoa; Chordata; Actinopteri; Gobiiformes; Gobiidae. Gene Ontology annotation, biological process: signal transduction. Gene Ontology annotation, cellular component: A band; Z disc; cytoplasm. Bases 22 to 2757 code for a protein of 911 amino acids. The transcript has 25 exons. The record is from RefSeq and is a predicted model, not a curated record.
GUCCGGGACAGACCAGGGAAGAUGGCUGCCACUGACCAUUCCCGGUCCGAAGCAGCCAAACAGCGACGGCAGGACCAGCUGCAGAGAUGGCAGGGCUCGGAGACGGACUGUACGAAAACCGAGGCCCGAGAACUCGCAGGCGGCUCGGGUCCACGGAAAGUCCGCUUCGCCCAAGGAGCCGUGUUCAUGGCUGCGUGUUCCGCCGGAGAUCGGGAGGAGGUGGCAGCUCUUCUGAGGCAGGGAGCUGACAUAAACCACGCGAAUAUAGACGGUCUGACUGCGCUUCAUCAGGCCUGCAUAGAUGAAAAUGCAGAGAUGGUGCAGUUCCUGGUUGAGAGCGGCAGUGACGUGAACCGAGGGGACAACGAGGGUUGGACUCCUCUACAUGCUGCAGCCUCGUGCGGCUUUGUCCAGAUCGUCAAAUAUCUAAUAGAGCAUGGGGCUAAUGUCGGUGCAGUGAACAGUGAAGGGGAGCUUCCACUGGAUGUAGCUACUGAAGAUGCUAUGGAGAGACUCCUCAAAUCUGAAAUCAAGAAACAAGGGGUAGAUGUAGAUCAAGCUCGAAAACAAGAGGAAAGAAUCAUGCUUCAAGAUGCCAUGGCUGUGAUGUCUGGUGGAGGCACGCUCACACCACACCACAACACCAGGGCUACUGCUUUGCAUGUUGCAGCAGCUAAAGGAUACAUUGAAGUUCUCAAAGUGCUGCUUCAGUGUGGUGUGGAUGUGGACUGCCGUGACAUAGACGGAUGGACACCUCUCCAUGCAGCCGCGCACUGGGGACAGGAGGAGGUGUGCACUUUGCUCGCUGAUCACAUGUGUGAUAUGGGAGCCGUCAACAAUGUGGGCCAAACUGCUCUAGAUGUUGCUGAUGAGAACCUUGUAGACACUUUGGAGGAGCUUCAGAAAAAGCAAAAUGCGUUACGCAGUGAGAAAGAGAAACAAACUCCAGUUAUAGAGACCAGUCCUCAGAUCGCCAUGGUACCAAACCGAACUCGAAGGACCUCUAUCUCCCGUAUGAGCAGUAAGGAGAAGAUCUGUCUCCACGAGCGUGAGAAGCACCCCCCUCCUGCGUUACAGAGCAGCCCAGCUGAGGAAGAGGAAGAGGAGGGCCAAACGGGACAGGGUCAAACUCAGAGCCAAACCAAAGCCUCCAGCAGCUCUAGCUCCGAAGAGGAGAGUGAAUCUGAGAGUGAUGCGGAGUCAGAGAAAGCUAAGAAUCGUGAAAUCAUCAACAACUUGAACAACAAGCGUAAUACCACAGGACUGCUUUCUACCUCAACAAGUGCUGCUGUUAAGAAGGAAACCAGUAAGGCACCAUCCACUGAGGCCCCAGGCUCCUGGAGGACCUCCCUAAGAAAGGCGGGCAGCUCAGUGACCCUUGGUUCAGCCGGUCUGUCAGAGUCCAGCCAGGAGCGCCCCACAGAGACUGCAUUAGGAAUGACCCGCUCUGCGUCCAGCCCCCGCCUCAGCUCUGAAGCUGACAACAAGGAGCCGAGGCUGGCCCGCGUACCACCCAUUACAACGCGGAGGCUCUUCAGUAUACCUGACAGCAGUCCUGACAACUCCAACAGCUGGCUCAGUCGUAGCUCUUCUUACACCCGGCGCCUUCACAGUCAGUCUGGCAGUGAGCUCAGUAGUUCCAACCCUUCCUUGCCUCACAGUGCAUCUUACGGAAAGAGACUGGACGAAUCCACUGUAACCUCAGCCAGUUUAGGGACAAGCUCUUCUGGUCUCAGUCGACCCAAUAGUGUUUUAGCCCAGAGACUUCCUCAGGAACAGUCAGAAAAGAAGGAUCAGCCUGCUGCAGUCACAACAACUAAUUCUGGCAUCAUGAUCACAGGCGAACCCGAAGCCAAGCAAAGGCGCAAGUCCUAUCUGACUCCUGUGCGGGAUGAAGAGGCAGAGGCUCAAAGAAAGGCCCGAUCCCGACACGCAAGGCAGUCCCGCCGCUCCACUCAGGGUGUAACACUUACAGAUCUACAAGAAGCAGAAAAGACCAUGAAGACCAAAACUGAAAAUAAAGUGAGGGAGAAGAAGGAGGAAGAUGAGAAAGAGAAGGAGAAAGAGAAAGAGAAAGAGAAGGACACUAAACUGAAGAAGGGAGAUGAAGGGGAAGUGAGUUGGAGGUCUCGUAUUGCCAGUCUACAGAAGUCCGACCUCCUGGGCCUCACACAGCCUGCCGGUACAGCGCGGACUCAGGCUACGGACAGGAGAGAUGUUGAGGCCAGUAUAGGGGGAGAGAGUGAGACAGAGCGAUGGGCGAGAGAGCGAAGGGAGAGACGACAAGCCCGGGCCAGAAGGAAGGCACAGAGGACCGGAGAGAGUGAUGACAACGAGCCAAGUGGAGAGGAGGAGUUAACAGGCAGUGGGCUGGAUCCACAGGCCGGCCAACACUUGAGCUCCAGGUCAAAUGUGUCCUGUAAUGACACAGGAGGAAAUUCAGAGACUAAAGAUUAUAAAAAGUUAUUUGAAGAAUUGUCCAGAGAAAAUAGUCAACUACAAUCACAACUGCAGGACACUCAGAGGAUUGUUAAUCAGACUCGGUUGGACUUGGAAAAAGCGACGCAGAGGCAGGAGCGCUUCACAGACUGCUCAGCCCUGCUGGAGAUGGAGAGAAAGGAUCGGAGGAUGCUGGAGAGGAGGAUGGCGGAGUUGGAGGAGGAGCUAAAGGUUCUUGUUGAUCUGAGAGCAGACAACCAGCGUCUUAAGGAUGAAAAUGGAGCACUGAUCCGUGUCAUCAGCAAACUCUCCAAAUAGACUUCCAGAGAGAGAGAGCGAGACAUAAAGAGCAGGGACUCCCGCCCCCCCUCCCCUUCCCAUCCACACAUUCCUCCCAAUGCCAAAGACAGACCGAGGGAAGAAGAUCGCACAACUGUCCUGACCAUAGCACCAGCAGAUUGUUAUGCCCCAUCACCAUAGUCCCAAACAGCUGGAGGGCUCUGUGUGCCUUAAUGUUGUUUGUCACAGAAGAUUUGUGGCUAUAGCUUAAGCCCUCACAAUAGCAUGAAGACGACAGCCAAACUCCCAUGGCUGGUGCAACACAGAUCACAACAUUAAGCAUCUGUGUGUCUGGGGAACACUAACAUGCACUACAUUCCUAUAAGUGCAUCAGGAUUUCCUCGAUGCACAUUCCAUGAGCACACAAGGCCCCACGGUCUUUAUAGCUCCCACUUAAUAUUUACGUUUUUGAACACUGUCACCUUCACAAGUUUAUUGCUCACUGUGUUAAGCCCCCUUAAAAUGUGUUGUCAAGCAGUUAACGUUUUGUCAUUCUUCGAAAAGCUACAACACUUCAGGUCUGACGACUCAGAAACAUCCGGCGGAAGUUUGUCGUUUCCACAUUCAAGUGUUUUUGAACCCACCUACCUCUCCACCUAAGCACUUCCCCACCUAUUUUUUUUUUAUUAUUAUUAGUUCUGUGACACACUCCAUGUUCUUAAAAAGACAGCAGAACCAAGUCAUUGGAAUAUAGCACUUUACUCUGCAAAGUAAUACAAGAUCUGUGAGGUUUUGCAAGUUCACCAGUUAAAUUAUUAUUUUGGAGCACCGUUUUCCUUUUUAACAGAGGAAAGGUUAUGGCAUGUUUGAAGGUCAAAGGUUAUUGCACAUUUCUACACAUUGCUGUUACAAAUGCAACAAAUGGUUUUAAUAUUUGCCAUGGACAAAAAUAUUUUCAUAGUUUUCAUGGACAAUUGCUCUUUCUCACAAAUGAGCGAGGUCUUGUAUAUUGAAUGUCUUAAAAUAUUAGUCUUGAAUAAUACCCUUCAGAAAUAAAAAUAAAAAACAUAGCCUUCUUCACGUUUGUUUUCUAAUAUAUUUAAUGAAUGU